Molecule: messenger RNA, 1329 nt
Organism: Lycium barbarum (goji berry)
Lineage: Eukaryota; Viridiplantae; Streptophyta; Magnoliopsida; Solanales; Solanaceae
Exons: 3
Coding region: 1-1329 (442 amino acids)
Source: RefSeq, a predicted model, not a curated record
AUGGCGGAAAAUUAUGUAAGAGUUAAUUUAUAUUGGGGUGGGGAAGUUGUGUACGAAGAAGGUUCAGUUAGAUAUAACCGUCGUCCGGAAGCCGUACAACGGUUUCCAAUUUCCCUCAAAUACGAUCGUCUACAACAUGUUUUCAUAAGCAAAAUGGCCAUAUCUGAUCCAAAUCUUUCGGUGGUUAUCACUGGACGAUAUCAAACAUCAAUUACAGCUAGGGGAUUUCCCAUUUACGAGGAAACUCUUAUUUCGGACGAUGACUCCUUAUCGUUAUUUCUUCGAAGUCCUGAUAUAUUUAGCAAUCAUAUCAGUAUAGCCACACUUGACAUGUAUGCAACUGUUGAACGCUCUACUAAUGUUGGAGCACCCACUGACGAUGAGUUUGAUAUUCGGGGUACUACGUAUCUUCCCGCUAUGAAUAUUGGGCUUCAAAGAGGUACACUUCAACAAGAAACAAUGGUAGGAGUUGGUAGCCAGUCACAUAACUUUGGUUGGACUAUGCAGAGCUGUGAUAUUCCUGGACCGAGUAGUGCUCCAGAUACAACUGAAUUAGAUGGCGGGAGUAUAGUUCGAUAUCACCCUACUCAAGUAGAGUCAUUUACAGAAAGAAAAGCACAAAAGGGGCGUAAGAAAGCUAUUGAAAUGGUAUUUGGUGAUUUUGAAACCUCUUUCAAGACAUUGCCCCGAUACAUGGCUGCCUUAAAAUAUUUCAAUCCGGGGACCGUUGUUGAGUGGGAGCACCAAUCAACUACAAUGCAAGGUGAACACAUCUUCAAGUUUCUGUUCUGGGCUUAUAAACCAAGCAUCGAUGGAUUCAAAAGUUGCAGGCCUGUCAUCUCAAUAGACGGUACUCAUCUGUACGGUAAGUAUGAGAUGAAACUGCUAAUUGCUGUUGGAAUUGAUGCAAACAAUAACAUUUUUCCACUUGCAUAUGCUAUUGUUGCACGUGAGAGCUUUGAGUCCUGGACGUGGUUCCUUGUGUUGUUGUGGAGACAUAUUGUUCGUGAGAGACAAGGAAUUGGACUUAUUUCUGACCGUCAUCAAGGAAUCUUGCAAUGUGUCCAAACACAUGAUUGGUUACAACCACCAUCCACACACCAUAGGUUUUGCGUUCGGCAUUUGAAAAGCAACUUCAAUAAAAAGUUCCUCAGUAGUGACCUUGAGAAGCUAAUGUGGUUGGCGGCUACAGAGCACCAGAAGAAGAAGUAUAAAAUGAGGAUGGAACAAAUCAAAACAAUGUCAUCUCCAGCGUAUUUGUGGUUAAAAGCUCUUCCGGAGGAAAAAUGGACAUUGCAUAAGGACAACGGUCAUAGCUAUAACAAUUGA